Molecule: messenger RNA, 2451 nt
Organism: Terrapene triunguis (Three-toed box turtle)
Lineage: Eukaryota; Metazoa; Chordata; Testudines; Emydidae
Gene: VSIG10L2
Product: V-set and immunoglobulin domain containing 10 like 2
Exons: 12
Coding region: 1-2451 (816 amino acids)
Molecular function (GO): protein binding
Source: RefSeq, a predicted model, not a curated record
AUGGUAGCUGGCUUUGUGAAGGGGCUGGCUCAGCUACUCCACCCGGGCGAUGCGAAGUACGAGGAGCAGGCCGUGCGGGGGGUGCGGCACCGGUCCGUGCAGCUGGCGUGCGGCGACGUGGUCUCGCCCAUGGUGGUUUUCUGGAGCUUCACCAAGCUGGGCUCGCUGGUGCCCAGGGCCGUUGCCAUCAGCAACGGGAUAGAGUCCAAGGUGGAGAAGGCUUCUGCGGCCCUGGGGCAGGUGAGCCUGCGGAACGGCACCCUGGAAGUGAGCGACCUGCAGACGGCUGCCCAAGGGCGCUUCAUGUGCCAGGCGAUGUUCGAGGAGGACGGCGAGAUCAAAGUGGGCUACUUCUACAUAGAGCUGGUCGUGCUGGUUCCCGUUCCGAAGCCCUUCCUGCAGAUGACCGACCCCACGCCGGUGGAAGGCACGGUGGUGACGAUGACGUGUGCAGUGAAGGAGGGGACGCCUCCCAUUGGGUACUCCUGGCACCGCCACACCAACAGGGAGAGUGCGGUGGCUGUCGCGGAAGCUGCCGGCGGGCUGUGGAACCUGACGGCGGCUAACCGGACUGACAUGGGCUGGUACGCCUGCACCGCCCACAACGAGGUCAACAGCCAGACCAGCGACAGGAUGUAUCUCGACGUCAUUUAUGGCCCUGAUGAACCCGUGAUCAACGUUGAGCCGUUUGCUAUUAACCAGAACGGCUUCUCAGCUAACGAGCAGGAGGAGGUGAUCCUGACCUGCCUGGCCCCUUCCAACCCGCCCAGCCACUACAUCUGGUUUUACAACAGCUCCCAGAUCUACUCCGGCCAGAAGUAUGUGAUAGCCAAGAUCUCCCGGACUCAGACGGGCACCUACACCUGCCUGGCCCAAAACACACACCUCAAUACGCGCACUCAGACCACCAUCAUCCUCACCGUCUACUAUCUGCCCGAGGGGAAGCCCAGCUGCACACCAGUCCCUGCUGCCAAUUUCCGGGACAUUGCUCUGCAGUGUUCGUGGCCUGGCGGGUUCCCCCCAGCGCGGCUGCGGUGGGUGAGAGCCGGCCGGGAAGCAGACGCUGCGGCGUCCUACUCCAAUGCUACCAGAAUCCAGCGAGGGGUGGACGUCCGGAACGGCAGCUCGUACACCUGCCUGGCUUCCCACCCAGCACUCAGAGAAGAUGCUGUCUGCACCACCACUGUGUGGGUCCCCGUGGGGAACCCCACCUGUUCUGCCAUGGCUACGAAGCAGAAUGAGUUCCUCAUGCUGUCCUGCGACUGGGCGGGAGGCCUGCCCCGUGUCACACUCUGGUGGAGAGACUGGCGGAACCGCGUGCUGGGCAGCUUGAAACCAUCCAGCAACAUCUACGUCAUGCAGUCCAACAGCACCCUUGGGGGCAAGGAGUUCACGUGCAUCGCAGCCCACCCUCUGCAGGCCAGAGCCACGGAGUGCCUUGUCCGGCUGGAUGUUCCCAAGCUGGCGGCCGAGCGCACCGAGGUGUCGCUGUUCGAGGGCGGCGAGGUCCAGCUGGCCUGCGCGCUGCAGGGCCCCCACCUGGGCUCUGAAGUGUUCUGGUUCAACAACAAGCACCAGGUGAUCCGGCCGGACGCUGCGAGGUACAGGCUGCAGCAGGGCGACGCCUGGUUCAACCUGACCAUCCAGGACACCGAGUGGAUGAGGGACAGCGGCACCUACCAUUGCGCAGCCGUGAACGCCGUGGGCAACACCACCGUCCCCAUCAGGCUCCGUGUGAAGAAGUACCCGACGCCCCCCAACGUGACGAUCAGCAAGCUGAUGUACACCCGGCAGCGCACUGAGGUGCAGCUGGAGUGGGUGACGCAGGGUUCGGGGAACCUGACUGGCUUCGUCGUCCAAAGGCAAGAAGCAAAGAAAUCCUCGCUGGGCCCGUCCCGGUCGGCAGCCCGGGCCUGGGAGACGGUGGCCAGUGACAUAGAACCUGACAUCCGGGACCACAGGGUGGGCGGCCUGGACCCGGCGGUGGUGUACGCCUUCCGCAUCCUGGCUGUCAACCACCGCACCACCGGGCACCCGUCCGAGGGGAAGACCCCAGCUGACCCCCCUUUCAACGCCUACCCCGCCGUGAUAGGCGCUGCAGUAGCAGGGAUGGUCGUGGCGGCGGUUGCCUCUCUGCUGGCGUUUCAGUACAUCGUCCGGAACCGGGACAACAACCCACGGCUGCACGACCUGCUCUUCGGCAUGGCUGGCCCAGAGGCUCACGAGCACAUCAGCACUCCGGAAGACGCUGAGACGGCCGCAGGCGUGGCAGAGGCUGAGACGGGCGGGGAGCUUGGGGGCACAUCCCCCACAUCCCCCCCGGUCGGGGAAGCAGCAGCAGAGUGUCACCCAGAGCCCCCUGCAUCCACCCAGGAGGCUCCCCCAGCUCCAGAUCUUGCUGAUGACGACCCUCCGGUCAAUGUCACAAUCACAGUGACUGCGACAUCGUGA